This is a messenger RNA of Desarmillaria tabescens, 1638 nucleotides long. RefSeq lists its product as uncharacterized. The transcript has 2 exons. NCBI's taxonomy places the organism in Eukaryota, Fungi, Basidiomycota, Agaricomycetes, Agaricales, Physalacriaceae. The record is from RefSeq and is a predicted model, not a curated record. Bases 1 to 1638 code for a protein of 545 amino acids.
AUGAAACCUAUCCGACAGGAAUCGAUUAAAUAUGAAAAUAUUAAUAGGCGGAUCCCUGAGCUCCGCCCUUAUGAUUCCAUUAAUGCUCGCCAAGAGGGACAGGCCGUUCAAGCACUGAAGCAGCUGUAUGCCUAUGGGAUGCCUAUCGUACUAUCCUCCCUCGCUGACACUCCCUGCGUGGAUCUCGGAAUCGAUGGACUCUUGGAGAGUUUCAACAAGGUGCUUUGCACCCGAUACAAUCUCACCCAGCAUUUAUCCGACCUUUCCAAGUCAUACAUCUCGAAACGUUAUGACUUUGGCACUGCAUUUGCGCAUUUCCGGCGACGUUAUUCCAACGAAUUCAAACGACGCAAUCGUGAAACAAUGGACCGAAAGAUGCGAGAAGAAGUACUCGUGGAGGAUAUAAUCAUCACUCCACGUGUGCCACCUCGCCGAGUCUGGGAUCUGUAUAGUAAUCGAGUGGUGCCAUGGUGGCUCGCACGUAAAACUCCAUGGGCAAUAUCACAAGCAUGGAUGGAUGAGAAAGAUCGUGAGCCUGUACUAACGGCCAUCAACGGACGCGAGUGGCCUGUGCCGAUCCCGAAAGAUAGCGAUUUGGAUGUCGUCCGGGCCGACAUGAUCAAUCUAGGCGCGGAAUAUGUGUGGCUAGAUGUCCUCUGCCUGAGGCAAGGAGAUGACGAAAAGGACUAUGUACGCAUUGCCGAGUGGAAGGUGGAUGUACCCACAAUCGGAUAUGUGUAUGAAAUGGCUGACAGAGUUGUGUACUACUUCUCUGGGUUGGGUCGGCCAUUCACAGCUGAGGAGCAUGACCUGGGGAGUAAUAGGAGUUGGUUUCGACGUGCGUGGACCUUGCAGGAGAUCAGCAAGCACCCCAUUAUCGGCGGGACUUCCAUCGAUAACGCGACGGUGUACGAAAUGCUGCCCGCCAAAUUUCGCGAGCAGCUGUUGUGGCUGGAGAAAAUCGCACAGCGCAUAUUCAAACAGACAGAUGUAUUUGUCGUAUUGUCCCACAUGCGGGGUCGAGUGUCGACCAAACCCAGAGACAGAAUCGCAGGACUAGCAUAUCUUCUGAGACCACAGAUCAUACCCGCAUAUUACGAGGCACAGUCGGAAGAGGAUGCUUGGACUGCCUUGGUGAACGUAAUCGCAUACGAUUACAAGGUGCCAAUGCUUUUCCUAUACCCUGAACCUGGGAACGGAAACGAAAUAUGGAGACGAUCAUGGGACCAGGUCAUGAAUGGAAGCCUUCCGUCUCACAAUCCGCAUUUGCAUGAUGCUGUCACUUGGAACCGGAAGACCAAUACCAACUCAUAUGAAGCAUAUUUCAUCGGAUCGGCCCUUGUGCGAGGAUUGGACCGGGAAGAAAAGCGUGGGAAGCCUCGGCGUGGAGAGUUUAUUGUCAAAAACAAGGUCACUGGGACAGAUCAUAGAUUUAAGAUCGUCGCCGCCCACCAAUACCGAAUAGCGGACGGCCGGUAUACAAUUUUUAGCUGCCCUAAUAAAGGACUCCAUUCAGAGGAGUGGAGGUACUGGGUUUGCGGUCGGAUGCGGGCAGGAAAAAGGUUCGAGAAGGAAUCAGUAUUCCAGAUGCCGUACUUUGUAGAUGUAGGAAGGCUGAAGGCUUUGAAGCAUAAGUAA